AUGGAAAUAAAGUUGCUUUUGGUGCUGUUCGCAUUUGCUGGAUCCGCACUGUCACAAAGAAUUAGUUGUGACUAUGAGUUGAGAACGAUUAAUGGUCAACAGCAUUAUACGUGUUAUAUGAACAUUGAUAAUCCAACUGGAUGGAAUAAUUUCACUCAAGUUGAAGGCUUCCACUUCCCUGGACUUAAUAAUGUGUUUGUGACUGCAAUCAUAAGGAAUACAGCCAACUCAUCAACGACAAAUAUCCCAGAAAUAAUUUGCUCACAGUUCCCUCAUGUGACUUACAUUGAUUAUUCUUACUUAGAUCUUCAAGAAAUUAGUGAAAAUGCAUUCAGAGGAUGUAGAAAUUUGGACUGGCUGAGAUUAUAUAACAACAGAAUUUCUCAGUUUCCAGAAAACUUAUUUUUCUACAACAGGCACUUGAGGUAUCUUGAUUUAGAAGGCAAUGCAUUGACAACUCUCCCAGAAAAUAUUUUUGUCAGUCAAUUGGCAUUAGAGACUCUAGAUUUGAGCAGAAACCCAAUUACAACCUUCCCGAAUGGAGUUUUUAGAAAUUUAUUUAAUCUUCGGGAUCUCUACUUAAGAGCAGCAAAUUUACCGACAUUGAAUACAAGAUGGUUCCAAAAUUUAUUCAAUUUAUUGGAUCUCGAUCUAUCAUUCAACCAAAACCUUACAUCAGUUCCAGAUGAUGCAUUCUACAAUUUAAUAUCACUUGAAACUUUAUACUUAGCUAGAACUAGCUUGAGAACCUUCAACCAUCGUUGGUUUGAAAAUUCUAAGCAUAUUCGACAUUUGUUUAUGUACGGCAAUCAAUUGACUACAAUUCCAUCACAAGCUCUUGUCAAUUCACCUGAAUUAUUGACUGUGGACUUUGGAAAUAACUUAAUUCAAGAUAUUUCACCAAAUGCUUUCGACAACUUGGCAAAUUUAGCAAUUUUAAGCUUGGAAAGGAACGCAAUUUCAAGAAUUCAUACACAAUGGUUUAUGGAUAAGCCAGAUUUAGAAGCUGUGUACUUAGAUUUUAAUUCAAUUCCUGCUAUACCUGUUGGAACAUUUGCAGAAGCGAAUAAUCUUAGAGAUUUAGGUUUAUGGAACAACAGAAUCAGAACCAUCAACAGAAAUUCAUUCGGAAAUUUGAAUAAUUUGAGGACACUUGAUUUAGAUGGAAAUGGAAUUAAUUCAGUAGAUGAGAGAUUUUUGAGGGAACUGACGAAUUUGUUCUAUUUCUACUUCUCUGAUAAUGGCUGUGCCAAUAAUAUGUUCUUCGAUUUCGGUGGAGAUCUUGAGAACAACAUAAGAGAAUUCUCAACUUGCAUAACGAAUUUUGGAUUUACUUCUGAAAGAACAACAGAAGCUGGCAGUGGAUAUAUUUUCACUCGUGGAUACCAUCCAGGUAUGCACGUAGAAAUCAAUUCAGCAACAGAAGUUAGAAUCGCAUUGACCCCAUUUGAUGUUGUAUGGAAUCCAAUGCUUGAAAUUGUCUUCAGUAGGGAAACAAUUAGGAUUGUUAGAAAUCAAGUUACAGAUGUUGCUGUUGUUCCAAAUAUAAGAACUUUCUUACCAGCAGCUGGAAAUAGAUUCAGAAUUUCUUGGUUUAGACAGGUUGUGUCUGUGUUUGAUGGAAAUGAUGAAUUCCCAUUCAUUGCUUAUACUAUGGAGGAUUGGGUUCCAAUCAACUUCAUGGGAUUAAGAUCAGAACGAAGUCAAGGAUUCUGGUUUUUGGAGCCUAUUGAAAUACCUCAAGCAAAUUAA
Molecule: messenger RNA, 1752 nt
Organism: Chironomus riparius
Lineage: Eukaryota; Metazoa; Arthropoda; Insecta; Diptera; Chironomidae
Source: the annotation of a GenBank genome assembly